GCAGCCCGACAGAAGUCAACACAACCUUCACUUCAGCUGGCAUCGAGCGUUCUGAAGCCAAGCCAAGCUCCUUAGGAUUUCUGGCUGAAGUGUGGAUGAGGAUCAUGAGGAACUUUCAGUCUCCGCAGCUGUUCCUUCUCUUGUCUGUACUUUCGCUCCUCCUCUGUCCUGCCUGUGCCACCUCGGGGCCCGACUAUGACUACGGAGGCCACCCGCGCUUCGUCUGCACCCCGAUUCCCGUGGAUGCAAACCCUUCCUGCUUCCCUUUGGGAGGGCCGAGCGCCGGGGCGGCGGGGCCCGGCGGGCCACCGGGCCAUCAGAGCCCACCUCCGGCCGGCUGGUGGGGGGCGAGCGAGGAGGCCAAAGCCACCAUCCUCCACCUGAGGGAGAGUCUGGUUCAGCAGAAGGAGACCAUCCUGGACCAGAGGGAAACCAUCCGGGAGCUGACGGCCAAGCUGGCCCUGUGCGAGGGCUUCGGACGGGGCACGGCGCCGCACGACGACCACCGAGGCACCGGCUCGCACUCGCAUCCCGGCCACCACGCGUACGCCGACAACGGCCACUAUAGCAACCAUCGCCAUGGAAACAGCAACCUCAUCCCGGACUCGCCGCACUACCCCUCUGUGCACCCUGUGGGGGGGCAACGAUCGGACGGAGGGCACGGCGGCAGCAACCAGGGGAAGGAUAAACAUGUGGCGCCGGGGGACGUCACAUCAUCGCCGGAGCAGAUGGAGAGGAUGCUGCAGGCGCUGAAGGAGCGGCUGGAAAACCUGCAGAAGAGGAACACGUCCAUUGCUUACUCCAGCUCUCUGAAGGAACUGCUGCAGAGGAAGAUCAGCGCUCUGGAGGAGCAGCUGCACCAUCACACCGACCCCCACGGCGACGACGGCGGCCACAACGACGAUGGCGGUCACGGCGACCACCACGACCACGAGCAUGACCACGAGCACGACCACGAGCACGACGAACACUCGGACGAACACUCGGACGACGACCACGCCGACAGCCACCACGACGAUCGCCACGACGACCACCACAACGAUCACGGUGACGAUGGCGACCACGCGGAUCGUCGUGACGACAGCCACAGCGAUGACCACCACGACGAUGAAGAGGACGAGGAUGAGGACGACGCCGGCGGCGUCCACCACAGCAAUGAGGCAGACGACCACAGCUACCUCCCACACACCGGGUACAGAGCGCCGGCGCCGCGGGUCGGAUUCCAUUCCAACAAACUGGAGACGAUGCUCAAUCAGCUGCACCUCUCAGGAUCCGGCAGGAAGCAGGCAAAGAGUCCCGACGCCUUCCAGAUCAGCUUCCCCAUGAGGACGAACUACAUGUACGGUCGGGUGAAGCGGACCCUGCUGCAGGAGAUCUUCGCUCUGACGCUGUGCCUCUGGAUGAAGGCGGGCGUCGGGCCCGGACUGGGAACCCCCUUCUCCUACUCUGCGCCCGGACAGGCCAACGAGCUGGUGCUCAUCGAGUGGGGGAACAACCCGCUGGAGCUGCUGAUCGACGACAAGGCGGUGACGUUACCUCUGUCUGUGAGCGACGGGAAGUGGCACCACAUCUGUGUGACUUGGUCCACGCGGGACGGCCAGUGGGAGGCCUACCAGGACGGCGUGCAGAGGGGGUCCGGGCUCAACCUGUCCCCCUGGCACCCCAUCAAACCCGGAGGGGUCUUCAUCCUGGGCCAGGAGCAGGACACCCUGGGGGGCCGGUUUGACGCCACGCAGUCGUUCGUGGGCGAGAUGUCGGACCUGCACAUGUGGUCGCACGUCCUGAGCGCCAGCGACGUCUACAGCCUGGCGUCCUGCAGCAGCCACCUCAAGGGAGACGUCAUCUCCUGGUCCGAGACGGAGGUGGAGCUUCACGGCGGCGUCGCCAGAUACCCGUUCGAUCCCUGCCACUGAAAGCAGCCAAGCAGAGGAAGAAGAAACC
Molecule: messenger RNA, 1941 nt
Organism: Salarias fasciatus (jewelled blenny)
Lineage: Eukaryota; Metazoa; Chordata; Actinopteri; Blenniiformes; Blenniidae
Product: neuronal pentraxin-1
Exons: 5
Coding region: 96-1913 (605 amino acids)
Source: RefSeq, a predicted model, not a curated record